AAAGUUUUGUAAUUUGUUUCUUUGGGUCGACAUAGAGUCGGGUUUAGUUUGGUAAUUGAAAAAAAUCUAAAGAAUUCAAGUGUCUUCUUCUUCUUCGGUCCCAGCCAAAAUCCAGAAGAUUCUUAAAUCUCAUUUCUGCGGCGUAGGUGAAGUCUUAGCGAUAAGCUUUGUUUCUUCUUCUUCUUUACCCCAUGUAUUUUUGACGAACAAGAGAAGAGAAGAACCAAGUUUUCUUCGAAAGGAUUCAACUUUGUUUCUUUCUCUUCAUCUUCAACAAACAAAAAUGAUCAAGCUUUGCUUCAUGACUUCUCAUGGCUAUUCAAUUCCUGGCCUUGGUCUUCCUCAAGACCUCUGUAACACCGAAAUCAUCAAGAAUAGCCGGUUUCAUCUUGUGAAUCCCGGAGCAAGACAAGAGAUCAUACCUGCAAGCUCCUUCAAUUUGAAUCCAGACUUGGAACCAUGGAAACCUGUUUCUUCAUUUAGCCAAUUCGUGGAGAUUGAUUCAGCCAUGAUGAAACCUCUGCUCAUGGAUGUUCAUGAGACGGCACCAGAAUCGCUGGUUUUAAGCUUUGGAAUCGCUGAUAAGUCUGCGAGACAAGAAAAGGUGAUGGAAUUUCUUCUGUCUCAGUCAGAGGAGUUCAAGGAAAAAGGAUUCAAUAUGUCUCUGUUAAAUGAAUUGAUGGAAUUAGAGGCUAUGAAAUCCAGUUCUCAGCUACGAGCAUGUGAUACUUCCUCUGUUCUUUACUUGAAUCAAGAAUUAGGGAAACCGGUUUUGGAUCUCGUUAGGGAUAUGAUGGAUAAUCCAGAGUUCUCUGUGCGAUCGAAUGGUCACGUUCUGUUCUCUUCAAGUAGCAAUCGUGAGUUGAAUGAUCUACUUUCUAUUGCUUCUGAGUUCAAUUUAUCAAGGAAUUCAACAAAAUGGAGACAGCUCUCACCGCUUAUCCCACACUUUCAGAGGUUUGAAAGUGAAGUAUUAACACCAGCUAAGCUGAAAGCAGUUACAGUAGCACCUUUGAAAAGUCCUGAGAAAACCAGGCUCAAGUCACCAAGGAAACACAACACGAAGCAAAAAUCCAAAGAGAGGGACCUAUACAAAAGAAAUCAUCUCCACGCUUACGAGAGCCUUCUGUCUUUAAUGAUAGGCAAUGAUCAUCAACACAAACACUCAACAGUACUCUCUUUACAGAAAUCAUGUGGAGAGCUCUCAGAGCUUCUGACUCAGUUCUCUGUCACUGUUGCUGGAACUGGAAUCGCUGUGCUUUUCUCUGUCGUCUGUAGCCUUGCUUCAAGGCGUGUACCCUUUUGCGCAAACAAGUUCUUUGACACUGGGCUUGGUUUGAGUUUGGUAAUACUGUCUUGGGCUGUGAAUAGACUCAGGGAAGUGAUUGUUCAUGUCAAUAGGAAAGCGAACAAACCCUGUUCAAGUUUGAAGGAUGACGAAAUCAUAAACAGUGUGGAGAAAAGUAUCAAGGAGGUUUACUACAGAGCUGGCACUGUGCUCGCGGUGUUUGCACUUAGGUUUGCAUGUUGAGAACUCGCGGUGAGAGGUAAAGAUCUUGAUUUACUACUCGAUGGAAAGCUUCUAAAAGGUCGUUUUGUAAAUGACAAACUUGUUUAGUACUGAGCUGUAAAUGUGAAGAACUGAAUAUGAUAUUGUGUUGUUAGAACCUAAUGAUUAAGAGGUGACGAAUCUUGAAGAGAAUAAAUGUUUUGCAAGAAUGCGUUUGUUCCA
Arabidopsis lyrata subsp. lyrata is the source of this 1732-nucleotide messenger RNA. RefSeq lists its product as uncharacterized. Bases 284 to 1531 code for a protein of 415 amino acids. The record is from RefSeq and is a predicted model, not a curated record. The transcript is spliced from 5 exons. Lineage: Eukaryota; Viridiplantae; Streptophyta; Magnoliopsida; Brassicales; Brassicaceae.